ACAAAAAGUAGUACCCAACCUUCAUGAUCGUCUAAUCCCUCAAGAAUUUUCAUUGAUCAAUGUUUUGAGCUGUGAGGGUAUAUGUUUAAUUUUGAGGUGUUUUAAAUUAACUUAUUAUAUUUUGAAAGUAUUUAGUACCCUCCGGUACUAAACUUAAAUUGGGAUGUAUUUAAGGUUUAACUUUUUAUCAUUCUGUGUUUUAAUUUUUCUUGGGAUUGCCCAUACGACUGCGGAAGAUAAGAAGCCAGAAGCAAACUCAUUGUGGUCAAGUCCUAAGGAUGAGAUCUACAUAGAUGAUGAGGCUCUGGAAGGUUCAGGUAACAGGGAGGUAAAGGAUGACCUAGAGUCCAGUGGCUCAGGCUACGGGCCUGAUGAUGAAGACACAGACUCAGAGGAUCAUGAUGGCAGUGGAACAAAUACAGGUGUUAUUGGUAGUGGACACAAGUCCACACCAUCCAAAGUUCCAGAAAGCUCCAUAGACAAGGAACCAGUUGUUCCAAGAAAAGAAGUGACCAAUGUACACUCUGUGAAUACAAACAACAUCGGCAGCCCCGACCUGAGCAACGGUGACAAUGACAGCACCGAUGACGGCCCCAAUGGCAACGAUGUGUACAUCAUGAACGCCAAGCACGAAGAGAGAGCCACCUCCUUCUUCGCUCAACCGGGCAUCUUGGCAGCCGUGAUUGGCGGUGCAGUUGUGGGCCUUCUCUGCGCAAUCCUCGUCGUCAUGUUCAUCGUCUACCGGAUGCGCAAGAAAGAUGAGGGCUCCUACGCCCUGGAGGAGCCGAAACGAUCGCCAACUGCCAACUCCUACACCAAGAACUCUAAUAGGGAAUUUUAUGCCUGAAUCAUCCGUACUAAUUUUAUUUUCUACCCACGUUCAGCAAUGAAAUUUUACUACAUGGUAACUAAUGUGCAUGAUUUUGGUAUCUAUCACGCCGCGUCGACUGUUAAGUGAGGACUCGUGUCAAUCUGCAUUUACCAGUCGACGACUACUAACAUUGUAUAGUUGUAAUGCACGGAAUCGUCCAGCCGCUUAGCUCUCUAUUUACGACACAUUCCUUCCUCAUUGUGACUGCUUGUACAUAUAAAUGUUAGCUGUACCUCACCCCCUUCCCUCUUGUGCGACACUACUAUUGCCCGUUUUGUAAUCAAAUAAACAAUCUCUGUCUUUGUCACAUGUAUUAUAUUGUACUCCAGUGUGUGGUCAGUUCCGUGGAAUUUCCUCUCACUUUCUCCCUUUACUUUUCCGACCUUACAAAUAUAUUUUUGUAUCUCACCUCCGGAUGCGUUGGACGAAGCACAAAGCGAGUGUAGGCAGUGAUACGACUUGUACAUAUUCGUGUUGUAUUGCGAUAUUUCCGUGUAGGCCACUCCUCCACCUUCCCGUAGUUCUGUACAUACAAACACGCCUUACAGUUCUGGCGUCAGUCCAUUAUAUGUAUAUAAUCGUAUUUACUCAAUAUAUUACUCAUAUUAAUAUAGUAAAGCGACCUAUAUUAGAGAUAUCUUCAUUCCUGUCAUUCAUUCCUUAGGUGGAAAGUCACGAUCUGUAGUUUUCCUUUGAAUCUCAAUUUUUUAUUAUAUAUUUAUUUACUUGUGAAUUUUUUCGAGUUACUUAUUUCCAACUUUCUGUUGAAUUUAAAAUUAAAAUGAUUCCGUAUAGCAUUUAAAUACCAGUUAAAAUUAAAUUAUAUAAUAUAUUUAUAAGAAAAUAAGAUUUUUAGUUGGAGUUUCGGAUAAAUCUUUCAGGUUACCUUUAAUAUUUUUAAUGAAAAGCAAUUUUGAAAACGUUUGUACUGAACGUGGAAAAUUUUCAUUAGAUUUUUAGAUUAUUUAACUUAUUUUUCAAAUCUAAGAGAACUAAAAGUAAAUGAAAUUGGUCGUGACUUACUACUUAUUCCUCAGUUCUGCAUUACAGACCUUGCACAGAAAGCGUUGAUCGCUUAACUUUACGAACCAAAACACCGAGCAGCAGGGUCUCUGUCUUGUUUAAUUUAUUUAUUAUUGUUAUUCUAUUAUUGUGCCGUGAUCAUCUAUUCACUAGAUGAACUACGUGAAUGGAUGUUAUUUAGUAGUAAUAUUUAGUGAGUAGUAUUUUUAACUCUAUUCGUAUUAGUUUAUGUAAACUAGCAGUUUUUUUUAAUCAUUAGCAUUUAUUAACAUUCCUUUGAAAUUUUAUUGUCAUUGUUGAGUAUUAAUAUUAAUAAUUCAUUGUGUUCAGAAUAUUAAAUCAGAUAUCACAACAAUAAUAACGUCCAUGCCAGAUGCCGUACUAGGUACCUGUACCUAAUAGAAAAUAUAAUUUCAAUAAAAAGACUUAUGCAUAUAGUAAAUAUGAGAUUUUUGCUUGUAAUUCUAAGUUACCUGCAUUUACUGGCAUUUCCCAUUAACUUAUUGUUUGGAUUAGAGAUGAUUGAUAUGAUCGAUAUGACUUAAUUCUACCUGUGGCCAUAUAUUAUAUAUAAUAUGCAUAUGUAAGUUUUCAUAUAAUUAUAGAUACACACAUUCUCGAUAUUGUUUGAUAAAAAAAAAUGGAAUUAGCAUAAUCAGUCGUUCUUCCUCGAUAUUUAUAGUUGAAGUUUUGUAUUUAAUGUUGAAAAUAUAAAGUGUGUCUUUUAUUAUUAUUGUAUGUAUUGGUUUUAUUACUUAAAUUUAAGUGUUAAUUUUGAUACACUAUUACAGAUCUGUUGAUCAGUAGAUGUUUUAGUUGAAUAAAUGCAGUUUAGCAGUCUGGCUGGCUAUCGCACAUAAAGGGCAUGUUUAUUUUGUUAGAUAACAACGGCACAAAUGUUAGAUCCCACCUCCUGGUUUUUUCAAUCAUCUCUACUUGUAAUUAACCAUGUAUAACAAUAUUGGAUGUACUAUUAUGGAUUAGUUUUGUCACCAAGAAUUAAAUAACUCUUUUUAGA
Messenger RNA from Homalodisca vitripennis (glassy-winged sharpshooter), 2912 nucleotides. Its product is annotated as syndecan-like. Gene Ontology annotation, biological process: cell migration. The record is from RefSeq and is a predicted model, not a curated record. The transcript is spliced from 5 exons. Gene Ontology annotation, cellular component: membrane; cell surface. NCBI's taxonomy places the organism in Eukaryota, Metazoa, Arthropoda, Insecta, Hemiptera, Cicadellidae. Bases 164 to 847 code for a protein of 227 amino acids.